AUGUGGACACGUCCUUCUUCUAUGGAACACUCAACCCUAUUUAUCAGCUCUAGAGGAAAUGAUAGUCAUCUGCAUAUUGUAAGGAAUGAUGAUCAGUCAAUCCCAGAAGGAGAUGGUCCAAAAGGAAACAAUCCUUCCUCGAAAAGCAGCCAAUCCAAUGAGAUUGGCUCCCAGAAAUCCCAUCAUAAAACCUUGGAUUGGAGAGAGUUUAGAGCAGCUCUCUAUUGUCAGGAGCAGGCUGAAAGUGCAGACUCCGACACUAACAAGAAAGAUGGGGCACUAAUUGAGUCCAAACCUCUAGAUCUAAAAUGGGCGCAUCCUAUUUCAUCCCCUGAGACGGGCUGUGUUCUUGUUGCCACGGAAAAGCUUGAUGGAGUUCGCACCUUUGAACGAACUGUUGUUCUCCUCCUCAAAUCUGGUACCAGGCACCCACAAGAGGGGCCAUUUGGAGUUGUCAUAAACCGUCCACUUCACAAGAAGAUAAAAAAUAUGAAACCUACUAAUCUGGAUCUGGCAACCACAUUUUCUGAUUGUUCUUUGCAUUUUGGUGGGCCCCUUGAUGCAAGUAUGUUUUUGUUAAGAACAGGGGGGAAGUCACAGGUUCCGGAGUUUGAAGGGGUAAUUCCUGGCCUGUGCUUUGGUGCUAGAAAUAGUUUAGAUGAAGCUACCGGAUUGGUGAAAGCAGGGGUGUUAAAGCCUCAUGAUUUCAGAUUCUUUGUUGGAUAUGCUGGGUGGCAACUAGAUCAGUUGAUCGAAGAAAUUGAAUCGGAUUAUUGGUACGUUGCUGCAUGUAGUGCGAACUUGAUUUUUGGAAAUUCAAAUUCUUCAUCAGAGGAUUUGUGGGAAGAGAUUUUGCAGCUAAUGGGUGGCCACUACUCUGAACUGAGCAGGAAGCCUAAGCAAGAUAUGUAG
Molecule: messenger RNA, 912 nt
Organism: Ilex paraguariensis (yerba mate)
Lineage: Eukaryota; Viridiplantae; Streptophyta; Magnoliopsida; Aquifoliales; Aquifoliaceae
Source: the annotation of a GenBank genome assembly